Molecule: messenger RNA, 1245 nt
Organism: Theobroma cacao (cacao)
Lineage: Eukaryota; Viridiplantae; Streptophyta; Magnoliopsida; Malvales; Malvaceae
Gene: SLD5
Product: DNA replication protein-like protein
Biological process (GO): DNA-templated DNA replication; double-strand break repair via break-induced replication
Cellular component (GO): GINS complex
Source: RefSeq, a predicted model, not a curated record
AGCCGACGCACUUUAAUUGGAAAAUCUUCUCCUUCGAUUGUUAGUAGAUGGGACACAUCUCCAGUUUGUGCCUGGAUCAGACGCCAUCAAGGCCGUCAAUUUUUCAAUCAUGCCAUCGAUGGUGUUAGAUUCACGCACAAACUCGUGAUCUGUCUCCUCUUGGAAACACCCGAUCCUUUCCUUCUUUGCCCCUUGGCCGCCAAUUUUCGUCGAACUUUCCCUCUCUUAAAUGACCUUUUUAUAAUUUGAUUCAGAAAAGCAGGGAGGGAGAUGGAGAGAGAUCUGAUGGCGUCGGGCGCAGGAGAGUGGUCGACAGCGCAGAUGGAUGACUACGAGACGUUGAUUUCGACGACCGAUGUGGAGCUCUUGAAGAGAGCGUGGCGCAACGAGAAAGCGGCUCCUGAGAUCCUUCCUUUCGAGGAGGCUUUAGUUAAGAGAGCUAAAGAGCAGAUCCAGUUGAUGGAAGAAACGGUAGAUGAGUUUGCAGAAACUGGUCAUGAUCCUCUCAUUGCAUCACUCUAUCAGAUGGACCUGGACAGGGCUCAGUUUUUGCUGAGAUCAUAUCUCCGGGUUCGGCUUCAGAAGAUUGAAAAACUCAUGUUUUAUAUAUGGAAAAGUGAUACUUAUCACCACCGGCUUUCUACAGAAGAGGAAAAGUUUGCUGAAAGGUGUAUUCGUGAUAUUGGGAAACAUCUUGAAGAAACUGUUCUGUCAAAAUUGCCUGAUAAUUAUCAGUCUUUAUUAAAGCAAUCCAUCAUCAGUGAAGAGGAUGAUAUGGUUCCAGAGCCACAAUUAGAUACAUUUGUUGUUGCCAAAUGCCAGAGAGCUACAAGACCUUUGUUCCUUGAUGGCAGCAGGCAAUCUGCUGGCUUUGACAACAGAGAUGAUCACUUCCAAAUGGUGCCCGGAGAUUUAUGCAUUUUGCGUUACAGGCCAUUUCAAGAGGAACUGAUGAGUGGAAAUAUCAGUUUAGUAUGAGGGUCCAUGAGUAGCAUCUGUUGUAAGUCGGUACAAAAACCAAGCUUCUUCCGCACCCCGAAAAACAUUCCUUUGCUAGUUUUGCCUGCUGUUCUUGCGAGCAUCUAGUAAACAUAGUCGGUUGAAACUUGUAACACGUAUGAUGAUCAAAACGCUUCAAAAUUUAUGUUAAGGAUUUUUGCUUUCUUGUCUCCGUGCAUACAGAUGUCGUGUGGCUCGAACAGUAUUAUGUAAUGUUUAUGGAAAGCUCAUAGUCCUUUGUCCUUC